This is a messenger RNA of Liolophura sinensis, 9061 nucleotides long. RefSeq lists its product as uncharacterized. Lineage: Eukaryota; Metazoa; Mollusca; Polyplacophora; Chitonida; Chitonidae. The record is from RefSeq and is a predicted model, not a curated record. Gene Ontology annotation, molecular function: protein binding; calcium ion binding.
CAAAUGGGCAAGGAAGUUGUGAAACUUUCAAGUUGGCGGUGAUCGCGGUUCCUAACGAUGACACGAGGUUAUCAGUGAGUUGAGAAGACGCAGAGUCAUGGCUAGCUAGCUAGCUAGCCUUCGGGCCCGAGGAUUUAUACCGGCUGAAAACUGGAUUGACAGUUGUAUUUUGGAAUUGUCGUGGGCAAGGCGACUGUGCACAAGAAGUUGAGAUGUCGUUGCAUACUCAAUCCGAGUCGGCAGACGACACCGUAGAUGAUACCAUGGACUGGCCAGAGAUAUCAGAGGCUGAAAGGCUCCAGCAUGAAUCUCUGUUCUUUAGCCAAGGACCACUCAAUGGUGUUCUUUCAGGUGAAAGGAUUCGUGAUCUGUUCCUACAUUCUGGAUUACCUUUGACAUCUUUGAGUCGUCUCUGGAACCUAGCUGAUGUGACAAAUGAUAACCUGUUAAGUGUGGAGGAGUUCUGCCUACUGAUGCACCUGACCCAGUGUCAUUUAAGGGGAGUAAAAAUUCCCACCACCCUGCCGCCUUCGCUCCACCCAGCUCCGAUGACCAACAUCCAACUGCCUGUGAUCUCAGACCAACAGAAAACACUCUGCCAAGAAGCCUUCAAAUCUCAACUCCAAAAAGGGGACACCAAGCACUUAUCUGGGUCAGGACUGAAGCCUUUACUCCUCAGACAGAUCUGGCACCUGGCUGAUCUGGAUAAGGAUGGUUUACUGUGCGCUGAGGAGUGGGAAGUUUUCUGUCACCUGGUCAAGUUCGUUAAACAAGGUAAGAGCAUAGAGGGUGCAGUCAAUGUGUAUAGCUGUAUACCAGAAAAGACCUCACCAUUUUCACUGCAAGCCCAGAGACUAAGGUUUACCACUCCAACUGAUUUCAGGGUAUCCAGAUUUCAUAGAGACAAAGCUAUAUUAUCAGCAUGGAAGGAAAGACGCAAGGAAGAAUGUCUGAGAGAAAUGAAGCGCCAUGAAAUCCAGCUUCAGAAGAUUGCGCUGAUAGAGAAACUGUUGGAAGUGCUCAAAGAUAUAUCUCCAAAUUCAGAUCACACAGUUACAGUCCAAAAGAAUCUCCAGCAUGAGCGAGAGAAACUCAGAAAGCAGGAAAAGAUUGUGAUAAGACUAAGACGAGAACAUGAAAAGGUUCGUGAGGAGACUGUCAAGGCCAUUGUGACAGAGCAGAAACUGCAAGAAGACGAGAAGCAGAUCAAACUGGAGACAGAAGAUAUAGCUAGGCGUCUGUCAACACCAUAUCGUAAAUCUACCAAAGAUCCGGACCCUUUCCAUCAAAUCCACGAGGAGAGAAAAGAAUUACGAAAGAAAGGAGUUCGCUUCUGUGAUCCUGAUGUGCCCAAAGUCCAUGUACCCUUUGUGUUCAGUCCCUUUGAUCGAGAUCGCUUAAAAACUCAGCAGGAAGACUUACCAAAGACAGAAACAUUUUCAGAUUGUGAUAUAACUAACCUUGACCGCUCAAAGCUCAAGGAAGCUCAAGAAUUUUGGGACAAAGUGACAUCACUAAGUGACUUGCCCAUCACACCCACUUCUAUUUUGCCCAGCCCAACAACCACACCAACAAGUCCUGAUAAAAUGGGAAGUAAAAGGUGGGCAUUCUCUGCAGAACUCGAACCAAUUACAGAAGAAGAUGCUGUUUUCAAAACAGUCCCAGUGUUGAUGGAUGAAGAGUUUUGGUUUGCUCCAUAUCUGACACUGGAUGGAAGCAAUAACCAGCAUAUGAUUGAUCUGCAUAAGAAGCUGCUAGAUCUCAAAUUAGAAGUGGAAAAGCUCAACAGACAUGGAGGGCAACUUGUUUUUAGAAACCCUGCAGACUACGAGGCCAAUCUUCUGCCCAAACAUAGCGGGAGUCGCACAGACCGAGCCCGUCAUUAUCGAGAGAAGCUGCUGGACAAUGCUGCGCGACGCCACACCAGUCCUGCAGGCAACCGUGACAGCGGAGAGGAAAACCCGAGUAAGAAAGCUGCCAGAGAGUAUCGUAUAAAGCGGCGCUCCCUAAACCUUGAGCAGCAAAAGGUUCUGGGAGAGUCCGUAGCAGGAAGUACAGUAAGAGGUGGAUCAGCGGAAAACGUUCGCUCUCCUAGAUCCUCACCACGUGCUUCUCCUCUUGCCUCGCCACGCACAAAACGCAUUGUCUCAUGGAAAGCAGGGCGCCUGCUAAGUUUGGGUGAUUCCUCUUCAAUUCAACGAACUUCCCGCCAUAAAACUGACUCUCUGGACAAAGACCAGCUGGAAACUUCAUCCAAAAACACAGGAGUGGUAGAACAGGCAUUAUCCAGGAAAGAUAAUUCUAUUUUUGCAAGGGAAAGCCUUGCAACUUCUGAUGACCACAAACAAAGUUCUGAAGAUCAGCUAAUCAACCAAGAGCAGACAAACCUUGAUGAAAGCUCUCACAGUAACCCUGUGAUUUCAGUGCCAGGACUUCUGUUUGAAGAUAUCAGUGGAUCAGAGACUUCCUCUGGUAUCUCUGUGAUCUGUGACACAUCCACAAGUAUUUCUCAACCUCUGUCGCCUGUUGAUUCAGGGUCAGUAUUUGAUGCUGACAAAUCUGAUGCACUUGAUGAUCUGGUGUUCUUAGAUGAAGUCACCCCUAAAGAAGAAUCUCAGACUAAGGAUGACACAAGGGACAUUGACUUGGGCUAUUCCACUCUAAAGGAAUAUAGCUUGACUGUAAACAAAGGCAAACUGACGAAUGAAAGUGAAUCUCAUGUGAAGACAUCUGGGAACAUAGAAAUCGAGUCUACCAGCGUUCAGCCUGAAGACUUGGAAGGCCAGUAUCCCAUUGAAACCCAAGGUUUUGACUCUGAUAUUGACUCUGGGAAUAACUCUGGAUCUGAAACACCUCCACCUCUGCCUGAUAGUGCUCCACCACAGUCAGAGUCACAAACACCAGGUCCGUCAACACUGCCAGUCUCAACACUGCCAGAAUCAUUAUCUGAGAGCUCGACACAACCAAAAGUUCCGGAGAAAACAACAUUGUCAAGGGAGCCUUCCCAGCCAGCUGCAAAGUUUCACCAACAAUCGUCUACACCUGAAAAUACAUCUCAGUCUACAUUCACCAGAAAAUCACUUCAGCAGCCUUCCCAGCCAACAUUGCCUGAAAAACUUUCUAAACCAGUAAUACCUGAAAAAUUUUCCGAGACAACAUUGCAAACAUUUUCUCAAAAGUCCUCUCAGGAUAAUCAGGAAGCAGCUUCCCAGCCAGUAUUGUUGAUUGAUUCUCACCAAUUGACAUCAGAUGAUUCAUUCCAGACAACAUUACCAACUAGAGAAAAGACAAAUCCUUUGAGCAGUUCAGACCUGGGGCCCACAUCAUUACAAGAAACACAGAAAAUAAAUUUGGCUGAUACCAAUUGCCCACCUCCAUUGCCCAACACAGCACCACCACUUCCUUGUCUUCAAACCACUCUGCCAUGUGUUAAAGGCACAAGUGUUCUUGUUGAGAAAGUGGAACAAUGUUCUGACACUGAACUUGAUUCCAGAGACAUUUUCAUUGAAGAAAAUAAUUCCAAUCUUAAAGAAAAGAGUGAAGACUGUGGCAAGUUUACAGACUGUCAUCUUUUGAAAGAGGGCAACAGUUCUUCAAACUCGACUGGAUGUGAGGCGUCGGCCAAUUGUGACACUCAUUCCGUUAUUGACAAGAGAGUGACUGAUAUCAAGGUUGAGCAACGUAUUGAUAGUGGGGCAUCCCAAACCUCUAUUGCAGUGAAUCAUUGUGAAGAUACCGGACGCCAAAAUUAUAAAAGUGCAAUCACUGAAAGCAAAAUACCAGUGUCACAGAAUCAACAACCCGAAAUUGAUUUUUCUUUUAAAUCAAAGCAAGAAGUGUCCGGUGAUUCUGGACAGACCAAGAUUAGUAUGGAAGGCAGCAUUGGGGUUGGUUUGGGGGAAGAGGUGGUUGUUGCAGAACAUAGGUCUCGUCAGUACACAUUGCCACAAGAUUUCAUCCCAGUGGAGGAUGCUUCAGCUCCACACCCUAUUCCUCCUCCAAGACGUCGGUCCAAAACAGAUAAGCAAAGGAAAUCACAGUCUGCUGCACAGGAAAGUUGGACAGCUGAUAAACAAACAAAACCUCACCCUAAACAGGAAAACAAGGCAGAAGAGGUAAUUGAAGAAGAAAUUGUCAUGUUGAAAAGAGAGUCAACCGAAUCUGUGGUGCAGAUUGAUAAUUUAUUAAAUUCUUUAGAUGCGAGCAAAAUCACUUCUGGAGGUGAGGAAAAUUUUUCUGAUUCUGAUGUCAGUGAUGACGAUGGGAGAGGGAACUCGUCCCAGAACUUUCAACUGAACCAGACAGACACCUCAAACAUGCUGCCUGAUUUUUCUGAAGACUCCCCAGACGAUGGCAUCACCUUGGUGUGUUAUGAGACCAAACCUGAAUCCUUGAUGGUGUCAGAGAAGUUGUCCACAAAGGACAAUCUGGCUGACUUUGAGCAAAUGACAUUGGCCAAUGAGGUUGAGCUCACACCUGCAGUAAAUAAGGUCAACAUGUGCGAGGCUAUGUCGCCAACUCGAAACAAGGGUGAAGAGAGCUUAGAGCGUGGACGGGACUUUGCAGAGAAGGUACAACCGAAGUAUGUGAUCCGCAAGCAAAGCUCUGGUGGGUCGAGUCACAACCUUUCAUCAGAAGAUCUCCAGGAGAUGUUACAGGAAAGGCAGGCAGUGAUCAACCAGACCGCAGUUCUCAGACGUACUACAGACUGGAGUGACUGGAAACGGGAUGAUCCAGCGGAUCCAAGUGAAGUAGAAGCUGAUUCCAUCAACAAGGAUGCUACAUUGUAUCAGUGGGAAAACAAGAUAGCUGAAGAGACAACUGUUUCCCCGUCAGAACGUAAAGUAUCAGUUAGUGGUGAAGGUUUGCCAUCGAAAAUCAACCUGUACAGCGAAAACGUGAUACGAGAGAGCGACACGACAGAAGAGGUAGACAGAGAACCUAUUGCCAACAUUGCCAACACUAAAAAGCACUGGGAAAACUUGUUUCAGGAAAACAUCUUGCAGAAAGGCGACGAAAUCAAACCUAGGGGAACUGUACGACAUUGGGAGGUGAAGAUCCACAAAUACGAAAAACACGCUGUCAACGUGGAGAACAACAACAACAACAUGGACACAGAGAUGUAUGAGAAUGAGAGUGCCAUUGAGCGAGAGAUUCGGCUUGCCUUGGAACGAGAAGAACUGUUAAAACGAGAGAAAGAAGCUGCGAAUGCGGGAAGGCGGGAAUCGGUUGAUAAAGUGGAGCGUGGCGUUGUUGCUGAGCACGAAGCCCCAGUGCACGCCAGCUACGAGGAGAUGACCGAGGUGGACAGAGCAGCUGAAAUGUUGAGACGGCGUGUCAUGGCUGACCUGGAACCUUUACAGCCAUCAGAAGACCAUGAUUAUAUGAAUUUAGAAGAUCGAAGACUCUCUAAUACCUCCAGCCAGGACUCGGGAUCAGAUAACAGGAAUGGCGUGUAUAUGAACGAGAGUAUUGUGGAAAGAGAAAUCCGAGAGGCCACAGAACGUGAGGAAGAGCGGAGACGAGAAAGAGCUAACCAUCGCUCCACUUCUCGAGGCAGCAUCUCGGACAAACCUGACAUCGUUGUGAUCACGUCUGCUGAAGAGUCCACAGACGGGAUGGAGCGUGUCCGCGAAUGUGACAGCCCCAAGCUGACGUACGAGAGUGCAGUAUCUCAGCCAGAUCACGCAGGGGAAAGCUUGAUUGCUCGAGAGCUCAGAGAAACGCGAGAGCGGGAGGAAGAGUUAAGGAGACUGCGACAACAAAUGUAUGCCAACCCCUCGCCAAAUUCUGCCAAGUCUUCUGUUUCCCCUUCAGCAGGAACCACUGGGAAAGCAGUUCAGAAUGGUCACAGUGGAACUGAUGGGCAGGCACGCCCAGGCUCCUGGCAGAGGGAUGUAUCCCCGUAUGUGAGUAACCACAAGCGCAACUCGUCAGUGGACUCUGUAGCAUCUAGCCAGAGUAGUACUAGGGGUGGAUCAGCCACUGCUUCAGAUCCGCCAUCAGCCAGAGAAAAGAUUGUCAAGGUUCACCCCAUGGUGCCUAAUACUUCCUCAGAAGACAGCAAAAAAUCUUAUGAACCAUGCAGUGAGACACCCAUAGAACGAGAGAUUCGAUUAGCCAGAGAGCGUGAAGAUGAUUUCCGUAGAGCUAAAGGUCUUCCUGUUGCAGACAGAAAAGCUGAGCAGCCUCAUAUUGUGGAACCCUCCAAACCUACAAACUCUGUCAGGUCAGUUCACUUGCCAAGUGAUAACAGUACUUUGAAGCGCCUGACCAAUAACAGACUGAAACAGGAAAUUCGGAAAGAAAUAGAAAGGGAAGAAACUCUGCGCAAAGAAGGCAAAAUCUCCACCACAUCUGAUCAAAGAAUUGGACAGCCAAUGAAAUAUGUGGAGGUGAAGGAUGAAACAGACGGGGCGCCAAAACGGAACUUUCUUAUCAAGAAGCGCGAAGUGUCAAGUUCGAAGCUGGAAACGCCCCAUAAAAACGGGUCUGUGACACCCCCCAGCCCAGCUGCGCCGUCCUCUAACACAAACAAGCGCUCAAGCCUGGGCGGUAGUGCUACCUUCUCUUACAAAGAAACCAGACAGAAAGCAGAAUCAAAAAUAGAGCAGGAAUUAAGAGAGAUGAGAGAGAGGGAAGAGGAACUGAAGAAACAGCGUGCUAAUGCAGCAUCCCAGCCAUCACAGGUUGAACCUUCAAGAUAGUGAUAAUGAUGUUCAGCCCAUCAUGCGUCUACUUUUGCUGAAGUCAUGAUUUGUAGUACUUUUCCUGGUUAAGUGACGCACUAGUCUGAGAAGUAAACUAUUGUUUCAUAGAUUCACCUUGGAGCUGUGAGACUGCACAUCAAAACACUUGUGUAUUUAAUGCUGUUUUAUCAGCAUGACUCAUAAUCAUUGCUCUUGUGAUACAUGUAAGGGCACAUGCAAGGCCUCUUGUGUGUUACUUGCAGCGGCAAGAAACAAGUCUUCAACAGGUGCUGUGUGCUGUUUGCUGUUUUUGGGGGUUGGGCCAGGCUGGAGUGGGGGUGAUGAUUGUUAAUGAAUGAACUUUGUUGCUGAAUAUCUACAUACAUUUUCUGUUGGUUUCACAAUUAAAUGUUACCUCUUCUGUUAAGACAUGUAAAGUUGGAAAAUUUGGUGCGUCGGAUGAACAAGAAAACUUUUGCAUCAUGAAUUUACAUGCCAUGUUCCAGACAUGUGAGUCUUAUUUUCUCAAGUGGUUGAUGCUCAAAUGUAAUGACCAUGCCAGGAUGCCAGUUGCAGGAGCCAUAGAGUGACAUACAGAAAACAGCAAACGUGUGAAAUACAGCAAGAGUUUUGUCCCUUAACUAACAGCAGUCAAGUAGCUAGAAAAAGGCUGACUUGAACAUUGCUAUAAACAAUGUGCUUAACAGUGAACUAAAUUCACUGCACUUUAUUGUAAAGUGAAUGGAGACAUGGCGAUUUCUGUACUGAACGAGAAAGCAGUCAAGUUGCACAGGCCUGCUUCUCUACAUAAUAAAGCAUGGUUUGUUUAACUUGCUUGUCCUAGUUUUUAAGUGGAGAUACAUGUACAGCGUUAUAAUUUUGAUAAAAGAUGCAUUAGUGUGUUGCUUUUUGUAUUGGUACAUUAACAUAUAUAUAUACAGAGCAUAGUUGCUUCAGUCAGCAUGUAAGUUAUUUCUGGAGUAAUAUUUUGUUUAUUCACACCUAAUGCAGGAAGUAUGAAACAAAUACAAUAUUUCUUUAUUAGGUAUUGAAAGAAUGCAGACUGUGCUGAUCCACUGUUUGCUAACUCCUGUUUAAAGACUUCUGUUGUAGAAUUCAUGUAAAAGGUUUGUGUAAGAAUCCUACAUGUGUCUUCUGACUUAGAAAUAUGACCUGUAAUAGGAUUCAUGACUCUAAAGCCCUCUACCUUUUAAAAGGUGCAUUUGUUCACCAGAAAAAAAUAAACUUUGCCAAGCCAGCAUGCAAAGAUUUAAAAGUCAAAGAAUUACAUAAAACUUAUUUUGGUGAAUUUCAGCCCUUUAGUUCGGUAUUUUCCAAAGUCUUCCCAAAGUGUGAUGAAUGUAUGAGUCAGUUUGCUCCCCUGUUAAAGAUUGAUUUGUUAGAACGGUUUUAUUUUCUUUUGUCAAACAUUUAACUUUUAAAAGAUCUGUUGUACGGUACAAGUAUUCUUUGUGGUUUAUAUAUGCUAAGAUAUAUAUACUUGUUAUGUUUUCAUUUUGUAAAUAUUUAAAAUAUGUAAUUACAUAUCCAUAAUUUUAUCAUAUCUAUUAAGUGUAACAAAUGCCAGCUGUCUCAGAUGUGCUUUUGGUAAGAUUUUAGUUGCUACUACUACUAAUGAGAAAUCUACCAGAGCCAGUAUCAUUAUAUUGCAUUAUAUACUGACAAUUAUGAAUUCGUCAACAGAUUGUACAAUGAGCCCUUUCAUACAUGCAAAAUUGAAGUCAAAGCCAUUUCCUGCAUAGUUCUGCCAUUAGCAAAGACGUGUCUUUUGAAACCUAAAGUAGUCACAAAAUAUCUAAUCAAAAAAAUGUUGUGCCUUGUAAUGUAUCACUCCUAUGAAAGGAUAGUCACAUCAGACUGUGACAUGAUUUUUAAACAGGCCAUAGUUUUACAAAACUGUCAUUCUGGAGUUUUCCUGUAAUGAGUUGUGUAUAUCGGAAUAAAACAGUGUUUUGUACUAACAAUCUCUAAGAAGGUUUGAUUGUCUAUACUAAAAGUGUGGAAGUAAAUGAUAGCAAUAAUAAAAUAUAUCACCUCCAUUCCAUACUGUUUGUAGCCGUUGAUCUAAGUAAAUUAUUUGUAGAUUUUUUUUACACAUUCCAUUUUAGAUCUGUAGUUUUGUUGAUAUUUCCAUGUUUAUACAUUUAAUAUGGCUCUUUAUACAUGUAUAUAUAUUUUUCAUUACAUGAGUCUUGUUUUAUACAUAGCUCCAUUCAACAACAUAAUCAAGUGCAAUUGUACGUGUAGUAUACACCAUUAUGCAGGGCUGCUAUGCUACGUAGAGUUCAAUAGAUCUUAUAAGGCUGUCAGACCGCCUAAAUCUGAUCUUUUUGACAAUAAAAUAUCUUUGU